Messenger RNA from Bipolaris sorokiniana ND90Pr, 366 nucleotides. RefSeq lists its product as uncharacterized. The transcript has 2 exons. Lineage: Eukaryota; Fungi; Ascomycota; Dothideomycetes; Pleosporales; Pleosporaceae. The coding region runs from base 1 to 366 and encodes 121 amino acids. The record is from RefSeq and is a predicted model, not a curated record.
AUGUUUACCUAUCUAUCUACCUAUCGUGUUCUUAUCUGCAACGAGCACCACUCGUACGCUGAGCAAGCUGCUCAGCUAUGGAGACCUAUUAAGGUGCAGACGUUCUUCCGAGAGAAGCGAUAUAUCCGCUACUUUAUUAUUAAGCAGGAGCAGCAGCAGCAGCACCGUAGGCAAGAGACGGCAGAGCAAAACCAAGAAGUGAGCUAUCAGCAGCGGCUAGCCUAUCUAUCGUGCGAGUGCGACACUAUUGAGCGCAAGGAUCGCGAGGCUAUAGAGCGUAUAGCAGAAGAAGCUGAUGCUAAAGACCGUACGGGCUGGUUCAAGCGGACGCAGUGGGACGAGCACCUACAGGCCUACUCAGACUAG